UUCUCCGGUUGCUCUUCCCUCGAGUCCAUCUCCAUUCCCAGCUCAGUCACGACCCUCGGCACGGCCUCCUUCGCCGCCUGCUCGUCGCUGCGUGCAAUCGACAUCCCCGACUCGGUCACCGCCAUCGGCGAGCUCUCCUUCUUUGCGUGCACGUCGCUGCUCUCCAUUCGUCUCCCAGCUGUGAGCAGCCUCAGCGACCAGCUCCUUCAGCGCUGCACGACGCUCGAGUCGAUCGUCCUGCCAGGCUCGCUGACGAGCAUUGGCAACGGCGCCCUUCGCGGCUGCACGGCCCUCCGGUCCGUGGCAAUCCCCGCCUCGGUGACGAGCAUUGGCGCCAAGGCGUUCAGCGACUGCUCGUCGCUCUCGUCGCUCUCCCUACCUGGUUCCGUCUCCUCCAUCGGAGCUAAGGCUUUU
Emiliania huxleyi CCMP1516 is the source of this 414-nucleotide messenger RNA. RefSeq lists its product as hypothetical. The annotation marks the transcript as partial. The transcript has a single exon. NCBI's taxonomy places the organism in Eukaryota, Haptophyta, Isochrysidales, Noelaerhabdaceae. The record is from RefSeq and is a predicted model, not a curated record.